Molecule: messenger RNA, 3924 nt
Organism: Trichomycterus rosablanca
Lineage: Eukaryota; Metazoa; Chordata; Actinopteri; Siluriformes; Trichomycteridae
Gene: sorbs3
Product: sorbin and SH3 domain containing 3
Exons: 21
Coding region: 147-2264 (705 amino acids)
Molecular function (GO): protein binding
Source: RefSeq, a predicted model, not a curated record
ACUGCACUCUGGAGACUGUGUAUGUAUGAGGGGGUCUGUUUUUAUAAGGAUUCUUGCAUGGCAAAACCAUCACACACACUGAUACAUCAUUGACCGUGAAUCAAGAUUCUUCCUAGAAGAAAAAUACUGGAACAACCACAGAUGACAUGCAGCCCCAGAGGACGGUGGUGUAUGAUCAUCUGAAUGGCUCACGAAUCAUUUUCUCAGAUGACAGUUCUGGGAAUGUUCUGUCGCCGGACAUGACCCAGGACGUUGUAGUGAUUUCGCCUGGUCUCCCCACACCUCCUCUGAGUCCCUACUACAGAUCUGCUGCUUCACCUCCAUCUCAGAACAGGGUUGGAGAAGUGAAUGGAAAUACAAUCCCUGCUCCCAGCUUUGGAUCUUACUACGGACCCAGCCAGUCACAUGAUGGAUUAUCCAAUGGUGGGCCACAAUCUGCUACUCUACCUCGUACCUCCGGAACUAGAGAGGAAAGGCUCAUCAAGUUCUCCGGGAUCGGUCCUGUGGAUGAAACAGGCAUGCCAAUUGCAUCCCGAUCUAGUGUGAACAAACCCAAGGACUGGUACAGGAGCAUGUUUCGACAGAUCCACAAGAAACCAGAGGAUUCUGAAAUCGACUGGAAAGAAAGAAGUCUAGAUCAGACCCAACCACCAGAACUCCUGCAAAAUGAAAGACAAGGACAUGAAAGUGACCCCUUUACUCUCACUCAGCAUGGAGCACUGCCUAACUGGGCUGACCUGGGAGACGUAGUGAAGAUUCCAGAGCCGAAGAGCAUUUUCGACUUUGAGCCAGGACAGGGAGGCACGACAGAGGAUCACGAAAAGUUCUCAAGGUCACCUGUAGCGUCUCGUCCUCUUGAUAAAGUCCACUCUCCUUCCAUUGAGGCCACGUUGGUGUCGGAGUUAAAUCGUUUUGAGGCUGAGCUGGACUCAGACAUCCGCGGACUGGAGAGGAAGCUCUCGCAGAAGCAGCAGCGGCGUGGCAGGGGUGAGGGUGAAAGGAGUAACAGUUCAGGAGCUGCUACAGCUAGGAAAGGACCUGAUUACAGUUAUCUUAUUGGAGAACAACACCUUGGGGUGAAGAAUGCAGGUAGUACGCCUCAAAGCCGUCCCGUGAUUCCAAACACCGGGGUUCAACAGGACCUAGCACCUAGCACUGCAUAUGGUAAUGACAGAACAGCAUAUGCGCCUACAGACAUAGACCGUCCACCAAUAAGAGAGGAAAAGAAGAUGAAAGCAGCACGAGUCAAAUUUGAUUUCCAAGCCCAGUCAGCCAAGGAGAUGACGCUGAAGAAAGGUGAUGUGGUGUACAUUCAUCGGCAAGUUGAUGCUAACUGGUAUGAAGGAGAACAUCAUGGCAGAGCAGGAAUCUUUCCUACCAGUUAUGUAGAGAUAAUUCCUCCAACAGAGAAGCCGGUACCAAUCAAGCCUCCCAGCGUGCAGGUCCUGGAGUACGGUGAAGCUGUGGCUCUGUUUAACUUCAACGCUGACCUGCCGGUUGAGCUGUCCUUCCGCAAGGGGGAGGUGAUAUCUAUAACACGACGGGUGGAUGAUCACUGGUUGGAGGGUCGCAUACCCGGCACCUCCCGCAGCGGCAUUUUCCCCACCAACUACGUGCAGGUCAACAAAAUGCCUCGUACCAAAUCUGCCGAUGACCUUUCACCCUCCCCACUUUCACCUUUAUCCCCCUCCGCUCACUGUGCUCAGCCUCAGCUUUCACCCCUCACACGCACCAGCCAAUCACGCUCACCUGUCCUGCCCAUAUCACCCACACAGCCUACCUCCACUAGACAGUUUUCCAAUCACUUUGUGUUCUCACCCGGCCCUGCAUCUCCCACCCCGGCCAACAGCCACUGGAACUCUUCACCUGCAGCAUGUAGUCCUGUGAACAGAGAGGCAAGGUCACCUGUUUUAUCAUCCAGUCAUGUGCUACCGUCUCCACAGGGUCCCGGACUGGCAGCCAGUAUGAACCCGAGACCUUCAUAUACAAAUCAGGAUGGAUCUGUAAUACAAUCUCCUCGGUCUUACACACAUGGAAAAACUCCACCAUCAGCAGUGUCCCCAAACAAGAACACCACCAUCAUACCACGAAAACCAUAUAAGGCAGUUUACAACUACAAGCCCCAAAAAGGGGAUGAGCUAGAACUGAGGGAGGGAGACAUCGUUCAGGUGAUGGAGAAGUGUGAUGAUGGUUGGUUUGUAGGUACGUCUGAAAGGACCAGAGCUUUUGGAACAUUCCCUGGCAACUAUGUGGCACCUGUUUGAACCACUUGCAAAUGUUUGGCAAGCACUUUCACCGCUGCUACAGCGUCACUAAGUAAUCACCGAGGAGAGACAUCCACCUUAUGCACUCACUCAUGCACAUACUCCAGUCUCUCCACUAUCUCUGGUUACUCCCAAACUGGUUUGCAUGUACACUCCACUCAUAUUCCGGGCACAUGAUAAGUGUGUGUUUUCAUGAGCACUCCCUGGAUGCGUUGGCAAUGGCAAGGACACUGUGUGUGGAAUAAAUAGCCAACGUCUUGUUUUUAAAGCCACUUGUGACUUAAUUAUCUAUUUGACUGGACCGCGACUAUAAACAAUGACAAACUCUUUUUACAGCAACACUGUAUGCUUCUGAUGUUUUAUUCAUUUAUGUAAACACUUUCAUCCUGCCUUUCAGAUAAGUAAGAGCACAGUGAUGGGAAUUCAGCACGAGGAUGGCAAGAUCAUUACGGGAUAGAAGAAUUUUUUACAAUUAUGUCAACAUAAGUGUUUUUUGGGUGUUUUUUGCAAUGCUAAUCGACGCCUGCUAAAGCUUCAUUUUCAAGUACCUAUAGAGUGUUUUUUUCUGUUAUUUGUAUUACUUAAAGCACUAUUGAAUGUUUAACACAGCAUCACUUGUCUUUCACAUUUUGGCAGAUUAGGGUCGUCUCAGAGAACAGAAACAUUUCAGUGCUUACAGCAAAAUGUACCAAAAAGCUUAGGCCAAGUUUUUACAUCUAUGGACCAACCUAAUGAGCAAGUACCAUUUACCCUUGGUAAAUGUCACCCAAAACAGCUUAAACACCAAUAAUUCAAGUUACAGACAAUGAAGUAGUCCUACCAUAAUAUAACCCUGACAGGCAAUAAAAUACUAGUGCAAAUAAUAAUAAUAAUAAUUUUUUAAUUAAUAGUCAAUAAAUUAUGAAUAAUAAUAAUCUUAAUAAAAACCUUUAAGCUACAUUUUAAACAGUAAGUUAUAAGUUGGUGAGGAUGAGCCAUUGUAAGAUAAGCUGAAGUAAAAAAAAAAAUAAUUUAUAUAAAUGGUAAAAAAACUAUUAAAACAACCUCUAAAAUCUAGGCUUUUAUACUUUAGCUGGCCACGUGAUUUAAAGAUUCAAUAGACAGAAAGAAAGGCAUGCUCUAAAUCAGGGGUGCCCAUACUUUCGUGGCUUGAGAUCUACUAUUUCAGUCGACAGGUCAUCUACUUUUUAAAAAGGUUGGCCUCAUCAUUUUUUCAAAAUACCUGAGCACUUAUCUUCACAAACAGUGUAGGUUACAAAAGGAAAAAUGGCGCAAACUGGCUACUGAUGAAUGAAAACUUUUUAGAUUUGCAGUGCUUUAGGCGGGCUGAGGCGUAGCUAUGGUAACAAACCACAAAUUAAAGAAACUGGCCACAUUUCAUGUCAGUCACGCUGACCUGUUUGAAUGAGGCGCGAUCUACCAGCGUGCACUGUGAGAUCGACUGGUCGAUCGUGAUUGACGUAUUGGGCUCCCCUGCUCUAAAUGUUAUUAAGAUUCAGAAUUGUGCUAUGCAGACAUGUAGUGAAAAGAAUAUAUACAGUUAAACUUAAAAGUUAUACACUUGUAUAAACCAUGUUUGCAUGUUGGGAUUGUAAUGAUUUACACACUCAUUUGAAGACGCUUCUCAGAGUCAUUCACUGACAGAAAAAAAAAAAACAAA